AUGAAAAACAUUAUGUCAGCGUGGACGCCCAACCCAGAAGCGCUCAACCAAAUAGUACAGAUUCUUUCUGGCACACUUGCCUCGGAUACAAGUACUCGCGUGCAGGCAACAAAAGCAUUAGAGAAGGUAAAAUCGGAACUGGAUUUUGAUAACUACCUACUACACAUUCUUGCUGAAGGUGGCCAAUUGGAGCCCCAAGUUCGAGCAUCGGCCGGUCUUUUGAUCAAGAAUGAUCUCAUCAAGAAUUGGGCUAAUAAAACCACGGACUUGCGUGAACAUAUUUUACAGGACAUACCAAAGGGUCUUUUGGAUGGUCAAAAUCUUGUAAGAAAUAUUACAGGAAAUGUCAUUACUACUCUAUUUUCCAUUUUGGGAGUAAGUCAAUGGCCUAACAUCCUUCCUAACUUAAUGCAACUUGCCACCGGUGAUGCCGGUACCACGGAAUCUCAAGAAGGUGCGAUGAGUACUUUAGUCAAGAUUUGUGAGGAUUCUGCAUGGUUAUUGGAUAGAGAAUACGAUGGUCAGAGGCCUUUAAAUUACAUGGUACCGAGGUUUAUCGAGCUAACAUCUUCUCCAAGCGGACGUGUGAGGGCUUUGGCAUUGUCUUGUCUCAACCAUAUCCUGAUCAUCAAAUCGCAAUCCAUUUUGGUUAAUUUGGAUCAGUUUAUGGCUAGAUUGUUUUCCAUGGCUACAGAUCCUGAUCCUAAAGUGCGCAUUGGUCUUUGUAUUGCCUUUUCUAGUAUUUUGGAUGCCACUCCUCAGCAGAUACUGCCUCAUUUAGAUGGCAUCAUUGAUUAUUGCCUUCAUUCUAUCGGUGAUAAUGAUGAAGAGGUUGCGCUACAAGCUUGUGAAGUGUUACUUUCGGUUGCCUCUGCAAAUAUUUCAUAUGAUGUUCUCAGACCAAAGUUGGAACAGAUCAUUCCGGUCUUACUAAGGAAUAUGGUUUAUUCCGAGAUGGAGGUCUUUAUAAUGGAAGGACAGGAUGAGAAGGAUGAUGAGGAUGUUGCUGAUCGUGAUGAAGAUAUACGUCCACAGGCUGCUCGAAGUAAGGAGGCUCAUAAGGUCACUAAGGCUAAGACUAACAAAGAGUUGUCAGUGACUCAAAAUGGCAACUCUGAGGAUGAAGAUGAUGAGGAGGAGGAGGAUGAUGAAGAUGAUGAUCUUGAUUUGAAUCCGUCUUGGACGUUGAGAAAAUGUUCUGCUGCUUCAUUGGAUAUCUUGGCGUCCAAGUUCCCGCACGAAGUCCUUAAAUCCUCCUUUCCUGUUAUUAAAGAGCGUAUUGUAUUUGAGGAAUGGCCCACGCGAGAGGCUGCCAUUCUUGCUUUGGGAGCUAUCGCUGAAGGUUGCUGGGAAGAAGCCACACCUCAACUACCUUCGAUGAUUCCCUUCCUUGUAGAGAGAUUAAAGGAUCCUCAGCCAAGAGUGAGACAGAUCACGUGUUGGACUUUGGCUAGAUAUUCUGUUUGGGUGUGCGGUGAAGCUGUUGCUGGUGGCUCUUGUGCAAAUUAUUUUAGGCCAACUUUCGAGUCCAUUAUGGAUUGCGCUUUGGAUACUAAGAAAAUCGUUCAGCAGAGUGCUUGUUCUGCAUUGGCUGACUUUAUUGAGAAUGCAGAGCCUGACCUUCUUUCCCAGUUCAUAGAGCCAUUGCUUCAGCAUUUCCAGGUAUACUUCCAUAAGUAUCAGCGAAAAAAUCUUAUCAUCUUGUACGAUACAGUUCAGACAUUUGCUGAGAAGAUUGGCGAACAUAUAUGCUACAAUGAAGCUUAUAUCAAGAUGCUACUGCCACCGUUAAUAGAGAAAUGGCAGCAGCUUGGUGACGAUGACAGAGAUUUGUGGCCUCUUCUUGAGUGCAUGUCUUCUGUUGCUGCGGCUCUGGGUGAAUCCUUUGCUCCUUAUGCUGUGCCUGUCUAUGAGAGGGCCAUCAGAAUUCUUUCUCGCUGUAUUGAGCAGGAUCAAUUGGCCCAUUCAGAUGCCUCUUUUGAUGCUCCUGAAAAAGAUUUUGUUGUGACAUCAAUUGAUCUAAUUGAUGGUCUCGUACAAGGACUGUCGAAUCACUUUGGUGAACUUGCAAAUUCUAGUAGCGGAAGUUUUCUGUCUGGUGAUACAUUGAUGCGAUUGUUAAUGACUUGCUUUGAUGAUCCGGUAGAUGAUGUUCGUCAAAGUGCCUACGCUUUGCUCGGAGAUUUGUGCAUUUACAUUAUGGAGCCAUUUGUGCUUCCGCAUUUGCAUGAGGUGAUGGUUGAUAUCGGCGUAGAGAUCGGUAAUCAUAUUUAUGAUACCAAUGCUUCCACUAACAACGCUAUUUGGGCUUUGGGUGAACUUUCCUUAAGGAUAUCGAGUGAGAACAUGAAUCCGUAUUUGGAUAAUUUCAUGAAGUUGCUUGGGCCUUUGCUUCUUGACACUAGUAUUGAUAGCACGGUCUUGGAAAAUACAACGAUUGCAAUUGGCAGAUUUGGCGUUAACAACGCACAGCAGAUGGGCCCAUACCUAGAACGAGCUCUUGCGUCCUGGUGCGGCUACAUGAAGUACCUUGAGGAGAACGAAGAAAAAGAGACGUCCUUCCAAGGUAUGUGUAAUAUUAUAGCUGUCAACCCACAGGGAAUCAACCCUACUGAUGUGAAUGGUCGCAACGCUGUGAAAGCUUUCAUCGAUUGCAUUGGCAGUUACCGGAAUCCCGGAGAUAACUUGGCAUCGACUUUCCGCAUACUUUUACAAGGAUUCAAGAAUGGGUUAGGCGAUGCUGGAUGGCAGCAGGUAUUAUCGGAACUAGAACCUAGCUCUGUUCAACUGAUAACAGCAAGGUGUCUAUAG
This is a messenger RNA of Brettanomyces nanus, 2811 nucleotides long. RefSeq lists its product as uncharacterized. Gene Ontology annotation, cellular component: cytoplasm; nucleus. The record is from RefSeq and is a predicted model, not a curated record. Gene Ontology annotation, molecular function: nuclear import signal receptor activity; small GTPase binding. The transcript has 3 exons. The coding region runs from base 1 to 2811 and encodes 936 amino acids. Gene Ontology annotation, biological process: protein import into nucleus. Lineage: Eukaryota; Fungi; Ascomycota; Pichiomycetes; Pichiales; Pichiaceae.